Messenger RNA from Trichoderma virens Gv29-8, 879 nucleotides. RefSeq lists its product as uncharacterized. The coding region runs from base 101 to 559 and encodes 152 amino acids. The transcript is spliced from 3 exons. Lineage: Eukaryota; Fungi; Ascomycota; Sordariomycetes; Hypocreales; Hypocreaceae. The record is from RefSeq and is a predicted model, not a curated record.
GGCUUGCUUUAAUUCGCUCAUUCUAUCCUCAACCCGAGUCUAUUGCCAACCAAGCCACCACCUACUAAACUAUCAUUGGUAUUCAGUCAUCGACAUCGCCAUGAGCCCGAUACUAAGCGUGUCUACCAAAAUCGAGAUUGCGGCAUCGCCAGCUGUUGUCCGAUCAGUGUUCCUAGACUUCGCUCGAUACACGCAAUGGCAGCCAGGCUGGAUCAUUCAGCCGUCUGACUCUAACAAGCAGCCACUUGACCUGAAACCGGGCGAUAGCCUUAAAGUCAACAUGAACGGAAAUGUUCACCAUCCGGUGGUAGUAGAAAACUCACCCGAAUCCUUCCAGUGGGAAGGAUCACUCUUUGGGCUUGCAAAAGGCGUCCAUCAGUUCCACUUUGCUCCAAGCGAAACAAAUCCAGGAAACACUACGUUCACACAAGGAGAGGACUUUCGAGGACUCUUGAUCACGCUCUCUUCGCCGUGGUGGAACUCUAGGAAGUUCGAUGUUGGCCCUUGGGAUAAGUUCAACGCUGAUCUGAAGAAUGAGGUAGAGAAGUCUUCAAAAUAGGGCCUCGAACCCAGUCUGCUGUUCUCUUCAAGAAGAAAUUGUUACGAUGAGAGGUUAUGAGACUUCCGAAAUUUUAACAGUGGAUGAAGGCUGCAUCACGAGAUAUUUACAGAACCUAGAGGCACAGACAACAGCUGUUGUCGGUCACAAAGCCAACGGCAGAUCAGAGCAUUAUUCCUCCUUUUCUCUUCAUCUGUACAGUAUCAGCUAUUAUAUAGCAAUUAUGCUGUCAAGGCUGCCACAUACGACCAUAGGUAGUGGAAAAUCCGGGGUCCCGUCAAGAUCUUAUAUGGAGUUCAAUGUCUGCCAUUUUUGGCGCU